Molecule: messenger RNA, 751 nt
Organism: Tympanuchus pallidicinctus (lesser prairie-chicken)
Lineage: Eukaryota; Metazoa; Chordata; Aves; Galliformes; Phasianidae
Product: 40S ribosomal protein S6-like
Exons: 1
Coding region: 1-744 (247 amino acids)
Biological process (GO): translation
Cellular component (GO): ribosome
Molecular function (GO): structural constituent of ribosome
Source: RefSeq, a predicted model, not a curated record
AUGAAGCUCAGCAUCUCUUUCCCAGCCAUUGGCUGCCAGAAUCUUAUUGAAGUAGACGAUGAGCACAAGCUGAGAACAUUCUAUGAGAAGCGAAUGGCCACAGGGGUUGUGGCUAAUUCUCUUGGUGAGGAGUGGAAGGGCUAUGUUGUCCAGAUCAGCAGUGGCAAUGACAAACAAGGCUUCCGUAUGAAGCAAGGUGUCCUUACUCAUGGAUGUGUCCACCUUCUGCUCAGCAAGGGCCACUCCUGCUACUGCCCCAGGAGAACUACAGGGAGAAAACGCAAAUCUGUUCGGGGUUGCAUUGUCGACACCAACUUGAGAGUUCUGAACUUGGUCAUUGUGAAAAAGGGUGAAAAGAAUAUUCCAGGACUGAUAGACACAACUGUGCCUCAUCGUCUUGGUCCCAAGAGAGCUAGCAGGAUCCGCAAGCUCUUCAAUCUCUCUAAGGAAGAUGAUGUGUGCCAGUAUGUUGUGAGGAAAUUUCUGAAUAAAGAAGGCAAAAAAAACAGGACCAAGGCUCCUAAGAUCCAGCAACUAGUGACUCCUCGAGUUCUGCAACAUCGCUGCAGACGUAUUGCCCUGAAGAAGCAGCGAACUCAGAAGAACAAGGAGAAGGCAGCAGAUUAUACUAAGCUCUUGGAGAAGAGGAUGAAGGAGGCAGAGGAAAAACGCCAGGAGCAGAUUGCUAAGAGAUGCCAGCUUUCUUCAUUGAGAGCUUCUACAUCUAAAUCUGAGUCAAGUUAGAAGUAAA